GGAAGGUGGGGGGCGGGGGGGCGGAGAGGAAGAAGAGACAUGUUUCCAGCUGGCGAUGCAGCGGGCAGAAUUGGAGGGAGCCUAGGUCACUCAAGCUGCAGCGGUUGCCCUUGUCGUAGCCUUCCCCCUUCCUCCCCUUUACCGGAAAGCAAGCUGUGCCAGGAUCGCCGAGGGAAGAGAGAUUUUUAAGGAAAACUACUAAACAGAUUCUGAAGCAUGGGUAAAGACUUCCGAUAUUAUUUCCAGCAUCCAUGGUCUCGAUUGAUUGUGGCUUAUCUGGUGAUCUUCUUUAACUUCUUAAUAUUUGCGGAGGACCCUGUCUCUCACAGUCAAACUGAGGCCAAUGUUAUUGUUGUUGGAAACUGUUUUUCUUUUGUAACCAAUAAAUACCCUAGAGGAGGAGGCUGGAAACUCUUGAAAGUGCUGCUAUGGCUACUUGCAAUUCUCAUAGGAUUAAUAGCGGGCAAAUUCUUGUUCCAUCAGCGUUUGUUUGGUCAGUUGCUUCGGUUGAAAAUGUUUCGAGAGGAUCAUGGUUCUUGGAUGACAAUGUUCUUUAGUACCAUUCUCUUCCUCUUCAUAUUUUCCCAUAUAUACAAUAUGAUACUUCUCAUGGAAGGAAACAUGGGAGCAUACAUUAUUACAGACUUCAUGGGCAUCAGAAAUGAAAGUUUUAUGAAAGUAGCUGCUGUGGGAACCUGGAUGGGAGACUUUGUUACAGCUUGGAUGGUCACUGAUAUGAUGCUUCAGGAUAAACCAUAUCCUGAUUGGGGAAAAUCAGCUAGAGCUUUCUGGAAAAAAGGAAAUAUCAGAAUAAUUUUAUUCUGGACAGUUCUUUUCACUUUGACCUCUGUCGUUGUGCUUGUCAUCACCACUGAUUGGAUCAGCUGGGACAAGUUGAAUCGUGGAUUUCUGCCCAGUGAUGAAGUCUCUAGAGCCUUCUUGGCUUCCUUCAUCCUAGUCUUUGAUCUUCUUAUUGUCAUGCAGGACUGGGAAUUCCCACAUUUCAUGGGAGAUGUUGAUGUAAAUCUUCCUGGAUUACACACACCUCAUAUGCAGUUUCAGAUUCCUUUGUUCCAGAUGAUCUUUAAAGAGGAAUACCGAAUACAUAUAACAGGUAAAUGGUUUAACUAUGGCAUCAUCUUCCUUGUCCUGAUUUUGGACCUUAAUAUGUGGAAGAACCAAAUAUUUUAUAAGCCACAUGAAUAUGGUCAAUAUAUUGGCCCUGGACAAAAGAUUUAUACUGUGGAGGAUGCAGAAAGCUUAAAGGAUUUGAACAGAACCAAGUUGUCUUGGGAAUGGAGAUCUAAUAACACAAAUCCUCGGACUAAUAGAACAUAUGCAGAGGGAGAUAUGUUCUUACAUAGCAGAUACAUAGGAGCGAGUCUCGAUGUCAAAUGUAUGGCUUUUGUUCCAAGCUUGAUAGCUUUUGUGUGGUUUGGUUUUUUCAUCUGGUUCUUUGGAAGAUUUUUGAAAAAUGAACAAGGCAUGGAGAACCAAGAUAAAAGUUACACACGGAUGAAAAGGAAAUCACCUUCAGAGCACAGCAAAGAUAUGGGAAUGACUCGAGAAAACACCCAAGCCUCAGUUGAAUAUCCCUUGAAUAAUUCCCCUGUAGUCUACAUCAAGUCAGAUUUCAACGAAAUUGUCUACAAUUCCUCCCAUUUGACUUCAGAAAACUUGAACUUGCAUUUGAAUGACCCAUGUCAUAUACCAGAACCAAACCCAGAACCUGUGAUAACUGAAUGUACACCCACAAACUCAAUCCAAUGAUGACGCCAUUUCCCAGAGAGCAAAGAAAUUCACACAAGAAUAUAUCUUUAAGGAUCACUCUGUCCUUUUGUACAUAAGAUUUAUGUAGCUUUAGAUGGAGAAAUAUAACCUAGGCCACAAAGGUGCUCAACAUGCUCUUUCUAGAACUCAUUAUUUUCUAUUUGUAUUAUGAUAAUGUGCCUCCUAUGUAUCCAAAAAUCCUCUAGAGAUUGCUUCUCACAAUUGCACAAACUAAUUAUUGACAUAUUGACUUUACAGAGUAGUAAACUACUAGGUCAUUAUUUAAAAGUAUAAAGUUCUACCAUAGUGGUGCCUUGAGACAUCAAACUGUUUUUAACUGUCAGUAAGUCAACAAGCAUACAUUAAGUGCCUACUAUGUUCCAGGCACUGUGCUAAGCACUGGAGAGGCAAAGAAAAGUGAAAAAACAGUAUCUGCUUUCAAGGAGUUCAUAGUCUAAUGUGGGAGAAAAUGUGCAAACGACUAUGUACAAAGAGAGAUAAUUAACACAAGGAAGGUACUAAGGAUUUAAAGGGAUUGGGAAGGCUCCUUAUAGAAAGUGGGAUAUUAGCUGGAGAAAACCAGAAGGAUCAGAAGAUGGAAAUGAGAGAAGACAACUCCAGGCAGGGGAAACAAACAGCGAAAAUGCCUGGAUCUAGGUGAAAUGGAAUUUAUCUCAGAAUAUGUGGAAUAGGAAAAAUAGGGGGAGGCCCAGGUUGGCUUUGAAUGAUGGAAGAUAUUAUACUUAACCCUGGAAGUGAAAGAGAAUGAAAAGUCAAAAAUCACAUUUAAGUUUUCAGUUUUGGUAACUAGGAGGAUAAUGCUCUCUUACUCAGUAAUAGGACAUUUGAAAAGGAAAGGGGCAGAGGAAGAAUAUAUUAAAGUUAGUUUUUGAUAUGUUGCAUUUAAAAUGUAUGUGGGAAAUCCAAUUUGGGAUAUCCAAUGAAGUAUAGAAGAGUUCUAUUUUUUUUUCUUUAAUAAAAUUCUUUUGACCAACAUUGGAGAUCUGAUCAAGAAACUGAUGUAGUCAGUGCCAUAAUCAUGGUUUCCAGAGCUGUUAUUCUAUAUGGAUAUCUUUUGUAACUUACCGAAUUCUACACAGAAGAUAGAAAAUGGAUUGCAGAGAACUAUGUUGAUUUUAAUGUUUAAUGGCAGACUGCCAAACAAAAUGCAGAUAUAAAAGCCAAUUAACCCAACAUAGGUCAUUUCUUAUGAGAAUGUGGCUUUCUCUAUUAAUUAAUUAUAAUUAGAUAUAAUACCUAAUUUUGUUUUUUGAUAAUGAAAGGUAAAUUGCUACUGUAUAACUCUACAGUGCCAAGGAAUAAAAGAUUCGAUUGUAUAGCCCACAACAUUUGUAAAACCUACUAUAAACAUUGGAAAUUGGAAAACAGAUGACCACUCUGAGAUAAUGAAUUCCUUCAAAAAUCAUGCAAUAAAAGACUUUGCAGUAGAGAGACAGAUGCUGGAAAAACAAAGAUUUUAGUGACUUUUCCUGUCUUUUUUAUUUUUAUUUUGAAAACAAAACUUUGCACAUGAAUAAAUAAAUUCCCAUAAAUGACUGUGGGAGCUUUUGUGUAUGUUCAUUCCAGAAGCCUGAUAAAACCUCAGUUUCACAAGAGUAUAAUAAAUAAUCCACUGAAGGCAAAACUUUAGAAACUAAGAAGUCCUAACUUGCCUCUAAUUUAAUUCCAUAAAUUAUUGCUCCAGAAUCUUCAAAAAAAUCACUCAUCAGUUUCAAACAAUUUCUUGUCAGAUAAUAUCAGUUGCUGGUUUUUGUCCUCAUGACUUUUAAUCUCCAUUUUUGAUUAAUCUGCUUUUAAGCUUGUAAUACUCUGAAUUUAACAUGCAUAAUAGAACUAUGUACUUAUUAUGUAUUGCUUUGAGAGCCACCUUUAAACCUGCUAUUUGUCAAGCAGUUGGAACCAGCCUUCCCUCUGCAGAUUUUUUUUAAUCUUUAUAUUAUAAGCAUUAAUUUGAGCUUAUUUUCUUUAAGUUACUUUCUUUGAUUUUAUGUUAAUGCCAAACAAGAAUAGAGUUUGCCCAACAUAGAAUUUUCAGAUCCCAAUAUCAGAAAUAAGUGAAUAAAUAUUUAUUAAUAAACUAGCUGGCAGGCCUAUAAGUUGCAGAUACUCCUCUGACUCCAUAAAUCUUGGUGGGCUAGGUUCCUUUUCUUGGGGGUGAUUUUCUCUCUUGCCUCAGUAGCAGCUCCCCUUUGAAAGAGCUUUUUUUUCCUUUUUAAACCAAGUUGUUGUUAUUGUUCAUCUUUUGUUCUCAAAGAGAACCAAUGACAUCACAAAGGAUGAUAUCUUGAUUUAUGCAUGAAUUAUAUUUGAGUGAGAGAGCUGCACAGUCAUCAGCCUCUCACCUCCAGAGUCAUUAAAGUCCAAGACAAAAGUAAAGAAGACUGGAGAUGGUCUGAGAUGCAGUGGAUGGCUUUGGCCCUAUUGUGGUCCUUCCCAGAUUUCGAUUUGUCUGUGGCAAUGCCCAUUUAAUGACUAAGGACUAAAUAUCUUUUUUCUGUGUCCUUCAUUUUCGAAGAGAACCAAUGACAUCAAGAGGAUGAGGUCUUGACUUGCAAGUCAUUUGGAUUGUAUUUAAGUGAUUCAGGGCUGUGCAAAGUCAUCAGCCUCAUUCUCUCUUCUAGGAUCAUCUGAGUCCAGGUGCAAGUCAUAUUUAUUUGGUUUAAAGGCUAGUCGCAUAGCUCCAUUUGAAACACAGUGGACUUUUUAAAAGCCUGUUCCCCUCCUCCCCCAAAGCUUUAUUUAAAAAAUUAAAAAUGAAAACUGUAUGGGACAAAAAGUUGUCCCAACUUUAAUAAAAUUAUUUAAA
Sarcophilus harrisii (Tasmanian devil) is the source of this 4597-nucleotide messenger RNA. RefSeq names its product transmembrane protein 117 (gene TMEM117). The coding region runs from base 217 to 1770 and encodes 517 amino acids. The record is from RefSeq and is a predicted model, not a curated record. Gene Ontology annotation, biological process: intrinsic apoptotic signaling pathway in response to endoplasmic reticulum stress. The transcript is spliced from 8 exons. NCBI's taxonomy places the organism in Eukaryota, Metazoa, Chordata, Mammalia, Dasyuromorphia, Dasyuridae.